Molecule: messenger RNA, 1515 nt
Organism: Fusarium subglutinans
Lineage: Eukaryota; Fungi; Ascomycota; Sordariomycetes; Hypocreales; Nectriaceae
Product: 6-phosphogluconate dehydrogenase
Exons: 3
Coding region: 1-1515 (504 amino acids)
Biological process (GO): pentose-phosphate shunt, oxidative branch; pentose-phosphate shunt
Cellular component (GO): cytosol
Molecular function (GO): phosphogluconate dehydrogenase (decarboxylating) activity; NADP binding
Source: RefSeq, a predicted model, not a curated record
AUGCCUGAAAGACAGAUAGCAAAGAUCGGUAUGGUAGGAAUGGGCAGCAUGGGCUCCAUGAUGUCCCUCCUCUUUGCUGAAAAGGGCUGCAAAGUCUACUACUUCGACAUCAGUGAAUACAAUAUGAAGGCGGCAGAAAAGAUGGCCAAGGAUGUCAACGAAGAAACCCGAGUCUUCCGCCAACACAGCUACCAACAGCUCUGCGAAGAAAUCUACUCCGAAAACCACCCUCGGAUCAUUAUCUUCAGUAUUCCCCACGGAAACCCCGGCGAUGAAUGUGUCAAGGCUCUACGACCGUACAUGACCAAGCGAGAUAUCAUUCUCGACUGUUCAAACGAGUUUUACGGCAACACGGAACGGCGACAAGCGGAUCUUGCAAAAGAUGGCAUUUUUUAUAUCGGGUGCGGCGUCUCAGGCGGUUAUCAGAGUGCGCGAUCUGGUCCGUCAAUGUCACCAGGCGGCGACCCCCAAGCCCUCAAAAUCAUCAUGCCGCUUCUCAGAAGAGUCGCAGCAAAAGAUCGCGAUGGAAAGCCAUGCACCUGUCCCAUCGGCCCAGGCGGUUCGGGACACUAUGUCAAGAUGAUCCACAAUGGAAUCGAACAAGGCAUGAUGUCAGUUAUUUCCGAAGUUUGGUACAUCCUCACCAAGGGUCUUCAGCUUAGCUAUGAGGAAGCAGCUGGUGUUUUUGAGAGGUGGAAUCAGACACCGGAGCUUUACAAUACGUUUCUGAUCUAUAUCGCUGUUGAUAUCAACAGGACGAAAGAUGAGGAGGGACGAUACGCUCUGGGGAGGGUUCAGGAUAAGGUAGUGCAGGAUAUUGAUAACACUGAAGGAACGGGGACGUGGUCUUGUGAAGAGGCGGUGAGGCUUCAUGUCCCUGCUGCGAAUAUCGUCAGUGCCCAUCUGUUCAGAUGUACAUCGGCUGAACUUGGCCAGCGCACUGCUGAUGCAGAGGCUUCUGGGCGAUGGCAGCCUUCAGCAAUGAAAGUCGCUUCGAAGGUUGAGUUCACCGAAGAUCUUCGAAAGGCGACGUACUUUUGUCUACUGCUUUGCUUCACGCAGGGUCUGCAGAUCAUUCGCGAGAUGGACCAGCAACGCGAAUGGCACAUCAACUACCGAGACCUACUACACGUUUGGAGCGCCGGGUCAAUUAUCCAAGCAGGUGGUAUCAUGGAUCUUCUUUACAAAGUCUACAGCGAAUCACCCGGUCAAAAGAACAACCUCCUAUCGAACAGUCAACUUGAAAAGCAACUAACCUGCCUUCUCCCUUCAAUGAAGCGAUGUAUCAUCACAGCGUUGGAGGCUGACAUGGUCAUUCCGGCGAUGAGCCAAAGUUUGGAGUACUAUAAGUAUUCAACUUCGGUAGAUCUGCCCACUCAAUUGACAGAGGCAGAACUGGAUUACUUUGGCAAUCACAAGUUUGACCUGAAGGAGGAACAUCGAGGUGAACCGAGUAAGGGGAAGCACCAUUUUGAAUGGAAGCCAGCCAAGGGGGUGUCUGAAACUCGGCUUUGA